CUCCCGUUUUCUUCGGCGCCGGAGGACUUCGCAGCCCUUUUCGCUCAGGGCGCGCGGCAAAAGGGGCUGGGGCGCCCGCGGUGCUUCCACGGCGAUCGCGCUCUGCUGCAGCCAGCGGGGCCAGCUGCCGUCACACCGCGCCAUACCGCGCCGGGCACCUAACCUCAAACCUGCCCGUGCCGGUCUCCCGCCAUGACGCUCAAAUCCGGCCGGAACGACAGCGUGAGCAGCAUGCGGACGGCGCUCUCCGAUCUCUACCUCGAGCACCUGCUACAGAAUAAGCCGAAGGCCGAGGCAAACCCGUCCCCGUUGAAUGCUGUUACUGAAGAUAUUUACACCAAUGGCUCAGCCAUGUUGGGCAGCCCGGCCCAUGCAAACGGCCGGGAAGUGCGGAAAAUAAGAUUCAUCCAGUUUGAGAAGGUUGCAGAAGAGCCCAUGGGCAUCACGCUGAAGCUGAAUGAGAAGCAGAGCUGCAUGGUGGCCAGAAUCCUCCACGGAGGCAUGAUUCACAGGCAAGGCUCCCUUCAUGUGGGGGAUGAAAUCCUAGAGAUCAAUGGGAAAAGUGUCACCAACCACUCUGUAGAUCAACUGCAGAAGAUGCUGAAAGAAACCAAGGGAACGGUUUCGCUAAAGGUCAUUCCCAACCAGCAGAGCCGCGUUCCUGCCCUCCAGAUGUUCAUAAGAGCCCAAUUUGACUAUGACCCCAAAAAGGACACCCUGAUCCCUUGCAAGGAAGCUGGCCUGAAGUUCCAAACAGGAGACGUCAUUGAAAUCAUCAACAAAGAUGACAGCAAUUGGUGGCAGGGCCGGGUGAUGGGUUCCUCCAAUGGAUCAGCUGGACUUAUUCCCUCUUUGGAGCUGCAAGAAUGGCGUGUCGCAAGUAUGACUCAAGGCAACCCCGGUCAAGCCCAUAACUGUAGCCCUUUUGGCAAGAAGAAGAAAUGCAAGGACAAGUAUCUGGCCAAGCACAGCUCAAUUUUUGACCAGCUGGAUGUUGUGUCGUACGAAGAGGUUGUAAGACUUCCAGCCUUCAAGCGGAAGACACUGGUGCUAAUAGGGGCCAGUGGGGUUGGUCGAAGCCACAUUAAGAACACCCUGCUCAGCAAGAAUCCUGAGAAGUUUGGAUACCCUCUUCCAUACACCACUCGGCCCCAAAGAAAGAAUGAGGUGGAUGGGAAAGACUACCACUUUGUUACCACAGAGGAGAUGACGAGAGACAUCUCAGCCAAUGAGUUCCUGGAGUUUGGGAGUUAUCAGGGCAACAUGUUCGGCACAAAAUUUGAAUCUGUGCACAAGAUCCACGAACAAGACAAAAUUGCCAUUCUGGACAUUGAGCCACAGACCCUCAAGAUCAUCCGUACUGCCGAGUUCUCACCAUUCAUCGUGUUCAUUGCUCCUACGGACAAGGCUGACCAGUCAGAAGCUUUGCAGCAACUGCAGAAGGAUUCGGAAGCCAUCCGGAGCAGAUACGGCCAUUACUUUGACCUGUCGCUGGUGAACAACGAUGUGGACGAGAGCCUCCAGAAACUCCAAGCGGCCUUUGAGCACGCGUGCAGCUCAUCCCAAUGGGUUCCCGUUUCCUGGGUAUACUGAGCCGCUCUGGAACUAGCAGCUGCUCCCAGGAAGCCCUUCACAGCACAGCAUGUCAAAGACAAGGGCCGCCACCCCCCUCCUCCCUACUUUGUCUGAAGCCACUUCCCCUUUGCCUCUUCCUCAGAGUACCUCUUGCUCUGUAACUGCCGAGGCCAGAGCCCUGUCCUUCUUUUAAAGCCUCUUCCAGCCACAAGCACCUUCAGAAAGGUGGCCUGCAUGGCACUACGUAAGCCCACACACCUGCAGCUCACAGGUAAUGGUGGUGGAGGUAAGGAAAGGCAAGGAAAAGGAACAUCUCACCAGGCAAGACCACCAUGGUGUCACAAGUAACACUAAAAGCACAACUUGGUCUGAAAGCCAGAAGCUGCAAAUGUUAAAUGGGAGGAAAAGAAAGGCCUAUUAAAACCAAACAUAUCAAUUUAGCGCCCCCCCCCCCAAUCCACUGACAAACUGAGGAAGUCUUUGCAUCACUGGUCAGGCGUCUUUGCUGCGUGACAGCUAUACAGCACCCCCCCCCCGGUUGCAUUUUGGAGGCAUCUUACAUUAACUGGACUGUGUAAUGGGGGACAGGGAGAGACAAGAACUGAGCAGUCACCCUCUUGUAGAAGGUUUGGAGAUUGGCUGUUAUGCAAAAGACUAUGGUGGUGAAGAAUCCAAGCUGGGGCCACAGGUUACCAGGUUUUAAGCCAGGGCCAGAUAAAUCCAGGUUGCACUAUGAGCCUUUCAGCUCUUGCAUGCUCUGCUCAGUGAAUGGAGGACCACAGCAUGCGCUGAUAAAGUAGGAAGAAACACUGGGGCCUUUUAAAAGCUAAGAUUUGUUAAAAGAAAAGCCCAGCAAGCAGUCUGCCCAACUGAAGCUUAUCCUUCAAUAAAUGUUAGCCUUUAAUGUAGCUUUGUUCCAGUGGACUAAACCAGCCCCCCUACUAAGUACAAAGAAACACCACCCCAUCUUUGCCUUUACCGAAAUUAUGAAUGUACAGCUUGUUCCACAUCCUCCCCCCCUCAACCACAGGUCUGGAGGGAAUGCAUUGUCCAAUGGUCUAUAUUUCACUUAAGGUGGCUGCUCGUUUUUCAUCUUGGGAAACCAUUCUGAAGUGUACUCUCGCCACAUUCUUCUCAAGGAUGCCAAAAAGAAAAAAAAAAGCCAGAGAUGUGCAAUAGGGACCUUUGGUCAAGUCCAUUACAGGGAAAACAACAAGCAGCAAUAAAGCAUCUCAAAAAUA
Heteronotia binoei (common prickly gecko) is the source of this 2816-nucleotide messenger RNA. It is a transcript of the gene MPP1, whose product is annotated as MAGUK p55 scaffold protein 1. The transcript has 12 exons. Gene Ontology annotation, molecular function: signaling receptor binding. Bases 193 to 1593 code for a protein of 466 amino acids. Gene Ontology annotation, cellular component: cell-cell junction; plasma membrane. Lineage: Eukaryota; Metazoa; Chordata; Lepidosauria; Squamata; Gekkonidae. The record is from RefSeq and is a predicted model, not a curated record.